GUUACCAGUAGAGGAUGGAAACAUGGCGCACUGGACCCGCUUCGAAAAGGAGCAAGAGGCAGAUAUCAAGCGGCUGAUCUCCUGUCUGAGCGGGCUGCAUGACGAGCAGGACAACAACUUUCAGCUGGCCCUGCAGUUUGCCUGGUCUAACUUCAGAUUUCAUCGAUAUCUUGAUGUUAAUAGCCACAAUGUUCACAGGACUUUGGAAGGUAUAUAUGAGAAACUAGUAAUUCAUUCGGACUUGAGUAAAGCAGAAAGCUGGAAGAGACUGACAGAAGAAUUCUUAAACCUGCCUCUGCCAAACACUGAGGGAUCCAAGACCGAUGCACAUUAUGCUAUUUUGGGCCUCCUACUCACUUUGUCUGAUUCACCUUCUAACAAUGACUAUGUUGAAAAGGAAAGGAAAAAACAAACAGAAGAAAAGGAGCCAUUUGACUGGGGAAAAUAUCUAAGGGAAGGUGAAGAUUUUGGACUAAGUCUUGAUGCAGACACCCCAGAAUGGUUGAGUGAGGAAGAAGAUGACCAGGAUCCCCUCAGCAGGGAAGAUUCGGGAAUACAGGUUGAUAGGACACCUCUAGAGGACCAAGAAAAGAAAUCCGCUGCUCCUAUAGUAUCAUGGAAAGUGGGAGAGCCAGAUGCACGGACUUGGCUGGAGCAGCAUGUAGUACAUCAAUACUGGACAUCCAGAGCGCACAGAUUUUCUCACAGCUCACACUUGCACUCUAAUUUGGCAGCUAUCUGGGACCAGCACUUAUACUCCACAGAUCCUCUUUAUACACCUGAUGAGAAAACAGUUGUUACUGAAACCCAGGUGAUUCGAGAAACUCUUUGGUUACUGUCUGGUGUAAAAAAGCUGUUAAUUUUUCAUCUGAAUGAUGGGAAAGUGACAGUGAGGAAUGACAUUGUUGUGACUCACAUGACUCAGAAUUGUCUGAGGUCAGUGCUUGAGCAGUUAGCAGCGUAUGGACAAGUGGUUUUCAGGCUGCAGAAAUUCAUUGAUGAGGUCACUGGGCAUGGAUCUGAGAGUACACUGCCAGGGACCCUUCCAACUGCCAAGAAGAAUACUGAAGCUCAAUUUCGUACAUACCAGGCUUUUGUGUGGGUUUUGUACAAAUAUUUUACCAGUUUUAAAGAAGAACUAACAGAGAUUGAAAAGUGUAUCAUCAAUAAAGAUCAAACCAUGACUUUGUCAAUGGUGAUUGACAAGUUGGCACCUCGACUUGCACAGCUUAAAGUACUACACAAGGUUUUCAGCACUGGGAUAGCAGAGGUACCACCAGACACAAGGAAUGUGGUGAGAGCCUCUCAUCUUCUAAACACUUUAUACAAAGCAAUUCUGGAAUAUGACAACGUAGGAGAAGCUUCAGAGCAAACGGUAUCUCUACUUUUUUUCCUUUGGGUUGAAACUGUGAGACCAUAUUUAGAAAUUGUGGAUGAAUGGAUUGUUCAUGGCAAUCUCUUCGACCCAGCAAAAGAAUUCAUUAUUCAGAGAAAUAAAGAUGUUCCUGUUAAUCAUCGUGAUUUUUGGUAUGCUACAUACACAUUAUACAGUAUCUCAGAAAAGACUGAGAAUGAGGAUAAAAUGAGCGACAAUGCUAGUGCCAGUUCAGGCAGUGACCAGGCCCCAGCAAGCAGGCAGCACACCAUGGUCUCCUUCCUGAAACCUGUGCUAAAGCAGAUCAUAAUGGCUGGAAAGUCUAUGCAACUACUGAAGAAUUUAAAGUGCAAAGUGACGUCACACCAGAAUUCCAGAAGAGAUGCCGAUAGGAAAAGCCUGUAUACAUUAUUUUUAGAAUCUGUGCAAUCCCGUCUUCGUCAUGGGAAUGAUUCCGCUCCUGACAUCAUCACAGAACAGCAAGUUAACAAGCAGAGUCUGAUAAAAAUGCAGUCUAUAGUGGCCAGACAUCUAGAAUUAGAUGAUGUUCAUGAUCCCCUCCUGGCAAUAAACUUUGCAAGGCUGUAUUUGGAACAGAGUGACUUUCUGGAGACGUUUACCUGUGGAGAUGUCAGUGUUGACAGGUCUUCAGAAUCUGUAACAUGCCAGUCGUUUGAAUUGACCCUUCGCUCUUGUCUGUAUCCUCAUAUUGAUAAGCAGUAUCUACAGUGCUGUGGCAACCUCAUGCAAACCUUAAAGGAGGAUUAUAGGCUCGUAGAAUAUUUGCAAGCCAUGAGGAAUUUUUUUCUUCUUGAAGCUGGAGACACCAUGUAUGAUUUUUACACUUCCAUUUUUGAUAAAAUAAGAGAAAAAGAACCGUGGCAAAAUGUAGCUUUUCUGAAUGUUCAGCUCCAGGAAGCAGUUGGUCAGCGAUACCCUGAGGACAGCACACGGUUAUCCAUUUCUUUUGAAAGUGUUGACUUGGCAAAAAAGAAGCUUCCUGUACAUACAUUAGAUGGUCUGAUACUUAGCUACAAGGUUCCGUGGCCAGUUGAUAUUGUAAUAAGUUUAGAGUGUCAAAAGAUUUAUAAUCAGAUCUUUCUUCUCCUGCUGUUGAUUAAGUGGGCUAAAUACAGCUUGGAUGUCUUGCAAUUCAAUGAACUGGUUAAGGCUGAGGAAAAGGAAUCUCCACAGGGAGGUGCUGAACCACCCCCUCCAAUUUCUGUAACCUCAACAGAAGAACCCAAAGGGCAACAGAUUCACCGCAUGUUUCUUCUUCGUGUCAAGCUGAUGCACUUUGUUAACAGCUUACAUAACUACAUGAUGACAAGGAUACUGCACAGUACUGGUUUAGAGUUUCAGCAUCAAGUGGAGGACGCAAAAGAUCUAGAUCAACUUAUCAAAAUUCACUACAGAUACCUUUCUACCAUUCACGACCGGUGUCUUUUAAGAGAGAAGGUGAGUUCUGUUAAGGAAGCCAUAAUGAAAGUGAUGAAUGUUGUACUGAUGUUUGCUGAACGCUGGCAUGCUGGUUUAGGAGCAUGGAAAUUGGAAUCUAUUGUAAAGAUGGAAUCUGACUUCACAAAUUGUCACAAAUUUCUUGUGAAAGUACUAAACAAAGCUGUGUGCAGGGGAUCUUUCCCACACUUGGAGUCACUGGCUUUAUCACUAAUGGCUGGCAUGGAGCAGAGCUAGCAAUAGCACGCUAGAUGUUUCUUCCAGGAUUACAUCUAAAG
This is a messenger RNA of Pelobates fuscus (common spadefoot toad), 3111 nucleotides long. It is a transcript of the gene TUBGCP5, whose product is annotated as tubulin gamma complex component 5. The transcript is spliced from 23 exons. Lineage: Eukaryota; Metazoa; Chordata; Amphibia; Anura; Pelobatidae. Gene Ontology annotation, biological process: cytoplasmic microtubule organization; mitotic cell cycle; meiotic cell cycle. The record is from RefSeq and is a predicted model, not a curated record. Gene Ontology annotation, molecular function: gamma-tubulin binding; microtubule minus-end binding. The coding region runs from base 23 to 3070 and encodes 1015 amino acids. Gene Ontology annotation, cellular component: equatorial microtubule organizing center; gamma-tubulin complex; spindle pole.